Messenger RNA from Meloidogyne enterolobii, 1527 nucleotides. The record is from the annotation of a GenBank genome assembly. NCBI's taxonomy places the organism in Eukaryota, Metazoa, Nematoda, Chromadorea, Rhabditida, Meloidogynidae.
AUGGUUGAAAAACAAUUACAAAUAGAAGCAUCUAUUAAUUCAACAGGAACUUCAAAUAUAAUGGUUGGAGAGAUUCAACUUUUCCUUCACGAUUAUAAAAGUUUUAAUAUGUUAACUUGUUUGGCAACGUUAACACAAUUGGACAAUGGAAGUGUUGUAGAAAUAAUUCGAAUUGAGAGACAUGAGCGACCUACCAAGCCACAUUCUUUAGUAGUAAACACUUAUGUUACUCCUACUUUUUGUGACUAUUGUGGGGAAAUACUUAUGGGGUUAGUUAAACAAGGACUUCAAUGCCAGUCCUGCAAGUGUAAUUUUCAUAAGAAAUGUGCUUUUGCACCGAGAAAUAAUUGUGCUAAAUCUGAUAUUAUUCCUAGCACGUUUCUAGCUGGAGGUGUUGACCAGCAAUAUUUAACUCAUGAUAAUGACCACCACCAACAACAAUUAAACCAACAAAAUUUGCCGCAACACCCACAAUUUCAAUUACCACAUUCUUUACUAAUUCAUAACUAUAAAAUGCCUACAGUUUGUAAAAUAUGUGAUAAAUUACUUGUUGGGAUUGUUAAACAAGGGUUGCGUUGCCGGGAUUGUAAGGUAAAUGUACACAAAAAAUGUGCCCAUUUACUUCCCUCGAAUUGCCAAAUAACUGCAGAAAAUGCUAUAACACCAAACGUGACAUUUGAACAACAAAAUGCAUCAAAUGAUAUUGAUAUACAACAACAAAUAUCUUCAAAUAAACAGUUACAAUUAAUAGACACAUCGACUGAUGCAAUGAUUCCAUUAGCUCGGUUGCCAGGAUCAGCUUCAAGUCGUUCACAACGUCCAGCAGGUCCAAUGGGACAAAUUGUAUGUGAAGGCUGGCUUAUUCACUUUGUUUUGCAAGAACGUGAUAGGCGUAGACUUCGGCAUUAUUGGAUUCUUUCAAAUGGAAUAAUUAGCCUUUUUAGUGAAUAUAACGAUGGUGUCAAUCCAAAUCGUGUUUUUAAACAAAUCAAUUUGGCGGAGAUAAUAGCUUUGGUGCCGUACGAGGGGCCUUCUCUUGAUCCAAAAUCCCCUCCACACGCAUUCGAAAUUAGAACAACAAAUAAUUUAACUUAUUGUGUCGGGGAAAAUUUGGAGGCUCUCUUACAGGGAGGACCAACAACAGCUCAACAAGUUAACAACAAACUGGCUACUGGAAGUGUUGUUGGUGGUGCUUUAAGUUGGCAACAAUGGUAUCAGGUUGAUUUUUAUUUUUAUCGAGAAGAGCAGAGGAAAACUUUAGGAAAGACUAGGGCUUUAUUAAUCCUUUUAUUUAUUUUGUAUUUAAAUUUUUUAUUUUCGCCAAAAUUAUUUUACACAACGCCAAACUGGCGGAAUGUUCAUUUUAUUUUCUUUAAGUUUUUUUAUUUUUUGGAAAUUUUCUUCAACUAUUUUAAUUUUGUAUUGUUUUUUCUUGUUAUCCUUUCAUUAUUGAUUGAAUACUCAGACAUUGGUACUUUUCCGUUAUUCCUACCCCCUUUUUGCAGUCAGACUUUCACCUUUCCUUAA